This is a messenger RNA of Bufo bufo (common toad), 1073 nucleotides long. Its product is annotated as tigger transposable element-derived protein 1-like. Bases 112 to 678 code for a protein of 188 amino acids. The transcript has 2 exons. NCBI's taxonomy places the organism in Eukaryota, Metazoa, Chordata, Amphibia, Anura, Bufonidae. The record is from RefSeq and is a predicted model, not a curated record. Gene Ontology annotation, cellular component: nucleus. Gene Ontology annotation, molecular function: DNA binding.
UCGUGUGGAGAGUGACACGGAAGCUGCUGGACAUUAUGCCUCCCAAACAGGCAAAAAAUUUAAUUCCUAUAAAAACAAAACAGGAAAUUAUAAAAAAAACAUGACAAUGGCAUGAAGAUAAGUGAGUUAGUGCAACAGUAUGGUUUCUCAACCAUUUCUACAAUUGUGAAGAAGAGAGACACACUUAACAGCAUUACAGAGACUGACAAAUCAACCACAGUGCACAAAGGCAGAGAUCUUAUUGUUGAGAUUGAGAGUUUGCUGUAUUUAUGGAUUAAGGAAAAGCAAAUGAGAGGGGACACUGUUCCAGGAAACUUUAUCUGUGAAAGUACAAAAUGCAUUUUUGAAGAACUGAAAGGAAAGGCAGAGUCAAGUGGUUAUGCCGCUGGUACAAGUCGUUCUGAAGAGUUUAGAGCCAGCAAAGGUUGGUUUGAACGUUUCAAGCAAAGAUUUGAAGUAAAGAGUGUGAUACGAUAUGGAGUGGCAGCUAGCUCAAACCGCGAAGCAGCUGAUUUUUUUAAGCUGGAAUUUCAGCAUCUUAUGGAUGAUGAAGGCUACCUUCCACAGCAAGUUUUCAAUUGUGAUGAAACUGGCUUAUUCUGGAAGAAAAUGCCCAAGCGAACAUACAUCACUAGAGAAGAAGCUAGUCUUCCUGGACAUAAGCCUAUGAAAGACUGACUAAACCUCCUGCUGAGUGCUAAUGCAUCAGGGGAAUUAAGCUAAAACCAAUGUUGGUUUAUCAUUCUGAUACCCCUAGAGUUUUCAAACAGACAAAAGUCAUUAAUGCACUGCAAUAGGAAGGCCUGGGUGACCAGAAAUGUGUUUAAUGAAUGGGCAACAGAAGUCUUUUGCUUCAGUGAAAUCAUACCUGGAGAAAAACAGACUGCUGCUAAAAGCACUGCUGCUGUUAGACAACACUCCUGGUCAUGACCCAGCACUGGCAGAAUCAUUGGAGGCCUAAUUUAAUUUCAUCACAAUUAAAUUCCUACCUCCAAACACCACUCCUCAUUCUUCAACCUAUGGAUCAACAGGUCAUCUCAAACUUCAAGAAACUGUACACCAAGAAGAUGUUU